AUCCAGACACGUGUUGGGACUUCUCGAUCAUGGCCGAGCCUCCCUGCCCUUCCCUGAUCCAGCAAAUGGAGGUUGUGGACCUGGUGGACGUGCCCUUUAAUGGGUCACGAGACCGCACUCCAUUCCUACCCUGUAACAGGAGCCACCCAUCUCAUGUUACAGCUGUGCAAGAAUAAAUGUGUUAUUUAGGUCAGUGGUGUGUAUACGCUGUUUGGUAAAUAUGUUUGCAUACUGGUUAUGGUUAUGUCUUUAGUUGCAGAGGAUAUUAUGCUGUAUUUUAAUUCAAUAAAAUAUUGUCUUAAUUAAGAGUGUCUGCUUUGUUUGUUUAUUGUAUUCUAAAGCAAGCUGUUGUCACUUACUAAGGGAUCAUAUAUGAAAACAGAAUAUUACAGCUUUUGUAGGAGGGACAAUUAAGGGUUAAAUUUUAGAUGGCUUUACUAAAUGCAGAAGUAAACAAGUUUACUGUUUUAACUGUACAGUGAUAUGAUUUCCUGCAGAAAGAAAGCGUGGUGCAGUUUAAUGUUUUAUAGUAGAUUUAUUAAAGCUGAGUUUUCUCCACCGGAAAUAGGUGCUCUUACUUUGAAAGACUAAAUCYUUAACCGGAAAUAAUCGCUUCCACACGGCGCAUGUGCUAUUUWUAAGUAGUCAGACUUSGUGUUUUUGUCCGUUUACAAAUUWCUUACUAAAAGCAGAAGUAAUUAAGUUUACUGUUUUAACUGUACAGUGAUAUGAUUUCCUGCAGAAAGAAAGCGUGGUGCAGUAUAAUGUGUUGUAGUAUAAAAUGUAUUAAAGCUGAGUUUUCUACACCGGAAAUAGGUGCUCUUACUUCGAAAGACUAAAUCCUUAACCGGAAGUAAUCGCUUCCACACGGCGCAUGUGUUAUUUUGAAACGAAGCUUAUUUUGAAGUAGUCAGACUUCGUGUUUUUGUCCGUUUACAAAUUUCUUUGUCCUGUUAAAACAAUGCAGAURUGCAAUGUGUGCCACGAGCAGACACCAAAAUACAGAUGUCCAACCUGCAAAAUAAGAUAUUGCUCACUUGGCUGUUACAAGAAACAUAUAGAUGCUUGUCUUCCUGAUGAGAGGCCUGCUUCACUCAAUCCUGAAUCUGAAGAUGCURAUAGCUCUGUUUGUGCAGAACGGUGGAGCGUUGAUGAUCUUCUGCAUGAAGAUGACGUCAUAGACAAAGUGUCCCUGCAGAGGCUCCAGUUGUUAGGACAGUCUAAAGAACUAAGAGAUCUUCUGUGCAACCCUCAUCUGAGACGGUUGUUGCGCUCCGUCGACGGCUCAGAGAACAAAGACGAGGCGAUGAAGGCUGCCAUGCAGGAGCCUCUGUUCGUAGAGUUUUCAGACUGCUGUUUGAAAAUUGUUGAAAAUGAAGCGAAUGGAUUUAUAUCUGGUAAUGAUUGUGAUUUGUAAAAUAUUUUUUGACCACUGUUCCGUUGAGCCUGUCCUGUCACUGUUUGUUUUAUAAUGUUCAAAUAAAUGCUGAAAUGUUUUCAACAA
This is a messenger RNA of Austrofundulus limnaeus, 1504 nucleotides long. RefSeq names its product zinc finger, HIT-type containing 3 (gene znhit3). Gene Ontology annotation, cellular component: pre-snoRNP complex; nucleus. The transcript has 5 exons. Gene Ontology annotation, molecular function: protein binding. The record is from RefSeq and is a predicted model, not a curated record. Bases 962 to 1417 code for a protein of 151 amino acids. NCBI's taxonomy places the organism in Eukaryota, Metazoa, Chordata, Actinopteri, Cyprinodontiformes, Rivulidae. Gene Ontology annotation, biological process: box C/D snoRNP assembly; snoRNA localization; maturation of LSU-rRNA from tricistronic rRNA transcript (SSU-rRNA, 5.8S rRNA, LSU-rRNA).